Drosophila subpulchrella is the source of this 2049-nucleotide messenger RNA. RefSeq names its product RNA-binding protein 45-like. The transcript is spliced from 9 exons. Bases 81 to 1475 code for a protein of 464 amino acids. NCBI's taxonomy places the organism in Eukaryota, Metazoa, Arthropoda, Insecta, Diptera, Drosophilidae. Gene Ontology annotation, molecular function: RNA binding. The record is from RefSeq and is a predicted model, not a curated record.
GUGUAUACGGCCAUUAAUUUGCAAAGAGGAAAAAGUGAAGUUAAUUGAAAAGUUAUCCAAGCAUAAAGUAGAACAGAACCAUGUCGGACUUCAGAUCCCAAUCUCGCAGCGGUGGAGGGCGUGGCGGUCGAGAGGAGUUUUCCAACGACGACGAUCCGCCGAUGUCGCGGCUGUUCAUCAUUUGCAACAAAGCCCACUCGGAGGAGGACUUCCGCGAGGCUUUUUCGUCGUACGGGGAUAUCGAGGACAUUUGGGUGGUGAAGGACAAGCACACUCAGGAGAACAAGGGAAUCGCCUACGUGAAGUUCUCCAAGACCUCUGAUGCGGCCAAGGCGCAGGAGGAGAUGAACGGCAAGACCAUCGGCAACUUGGACCGCACCCUGAAAGUCCUCGUGGCAGCCAACCGCAAUCAGGGCUCGAAUAAGUCUGAAAACGAGCAGGAAAAGUAUGUAAGACUGUUCAUAGUGAUCCCCAAAACGGCCACCGAGGAGGACAUCCGCGAAGAGUUCUCCCAAUGGGGCGAGGUGGAACACGUCACAAUUGUCAAGGAGAAGAAUAAUGGCAGUCCCAAGGGUUUCGGCUAUGUUCGCUUCACCAAGUUCUACCAUGCAGCUGUGGCCUUUGAGAACUGCUCGGCCAAGUAUAAGGCUGUGUUUGCCGAACCAAAGGGUUCUAUUCGCUCACAGAAAGACCAAUACGGUCGUCCCUCCGAGGAUAAUCCCUUGUUCAGUGAUUCGGGACGUGGCAAUUCCAAUUUCAAUGGCGGAGGAAAUGGCAGGGACAACAACGACUGGAAUGUGUCGCAGAACAACGACAUGUCGGCCUUUCUACGCAUGCAAAAUGUCCCAGUGGCCCAGCCCUCGUGCCUCGAGGUAAUCGUCAGCGACUGCGUCAACCAGGAUCAGCUUUGGCGACUCUUCGACAUCAUUCCUGGUCUAGAUCACUGCCAAAUUAUUCGGGAAAGUGGACCGCGCGCCAAUGAAGUCCUAGUAGUGUACAACAACCCGGAAGCUGCUAUUUAUGCAAAGGAUAAACUUCAUGGCCUGGAAUAUCCCGCGGGCGAACGCAUAAUUGUCAAAGUUAAUGGAAUGAGCUCGGCUCGAAUCGACACAUCCUUUAUAGACAAGCGCACCAAAAAGGAGGCCAUCUGCAAUGUGCCCUUGCCCACAACUCAGCCACUGGCCUCGCCCGACGCCCAGGUGGCACAGCGUCUGUUCAUUGUGCUCUCAGCGAAUUUACCGCUUUCGAUCUUGAAAAACGUAUUCUCCUGCUGGUCGGGACUGAUUGACGUCUAUCUACUGCCGAACAAGAACUGCGGCUACGUCAAGUUUGCGGAGACUGAGAGUGCCCAGUUGGCCAUUGACACUCUAAAUGGCGCCGAAAUAUGCGGCACUAAAAUUAAGGUCAUGGAGGCGGAGGAGCGCAAUGGAUCCGACGGCGAUGACGGUGGGCGAAAACGUCUAAGGCGUAACUGAGUUGUGUGCCGUGGUCCGAGGUAAGUAGUUGUGCAAACUCCAAACCGAAACCUCUUAACGAUUUAACUGACGCAUUCGCUUAACGCUUGUGUGCAGACACUUCUGUUCGACCAAGCGAAUAGUAUGGUACUUACCCUGUGCACCGGUUGGCCAAUGACGAUAUCUAUGCCGCCACUGAGCGGGAACAUAAUAAGCCAAACCACUCUUUCUUCCUAUCUCCACAGAGCCACUGACAACCAAGAACUUACAGAGAACGCAAUGUACGAGUACGUAACUAACUUGAGAAUACAGUCCGAUAAAAAACAGUUGAACUGAGCAACACCACAUUAACUUACAACCAACCGACUAAUAACCAAACAACAAGAACAACAACAACCACCACCACAGCAACGCAGACGCAGACCGGAAACGGAGAACGAACAGUCAACGAAUUCACCAUACCAAUUGACUACUAUUGACUAACUCAAGGGGCUCUCGUAUAACAACUCUUUCGACCUUUAAACAGAUCUAACGAACACGCAAUGCUUGCUAUAUCAUAUAAUCAAAAUGACGAAUACAUAUAUGUGUAAACAUA